CCCCGCGUGCACGCGCGCUGUUUAGCGAUGCUCGUCCUGUCUGUCUGCGUUUAACGCGUUUUGUUGGAAAUGCAGCGCGUGUGAAGCAUGGCGUCGCGUUCUGUGUGCGUCUGGCGUUCAUCAAUAAACAAACGAACGAACGCGUUUUUGUUUGCUGAUGUGUCCGCGAUGAUGGAAAUCUGCCGCGGCGCGUCGCGUCCGGACUGUGAUGGCGCGUCGCGUCGAACUCGAGAUGUGAUGUCAAACCUCUGGAUUAAAACAUGAAUAAUGACGUCAGUCAGCAGCGCGUCGCGUCAGUGCGCAACAAAAGACGGUUGUGCGUCUCACACAAGCUUUUGGACCAUGAGUGAUGAGUCUCCAUUACAGACGCGCCUCACCACUGACAUGCCACUGGCGUCUGGCUCUCAGGAGAACUACAUCACGCUGCUGGUGCUUCUGUGUGUGUUCGCCGCCGGGACGCUGGUCCUCCUGUCCAUCCUGCUGGUCUUCUGUCAUCGCUGCUGUCGAGGAGAGCGACGCUACUCCAGAGCCAGCGAUGACCUGGAGAAAACCAACACCACAUACAUAGAGGAGAGUCAGCCGACGCAAGAUGUCACUAUCAGACUCGAGAGCGGCGAUUCGCUGUCCUCUUCCAGCUGUCAUGGCGAUACGGAUGUGGAUCACUUCCUGUCUGCGUCGGUCACCGGAAGACGGGUCUCUUUCAAUGAGGCCGCAAUCUACGAGCAGAGCGCCAAAGACCAGGAGACAGGUCGAAGGUACACGCUGACGGAGGGAGACUUCCAUCACCUGAAGAAAGCUCGUCUGACGCACAUGCACAUGCAGCCGCCGGCGCUGAAGAUCCUCACCAUCCUGGAGUGUGAUUCACCGGAGAACAGCGUGACGCUCAACGAACAGCCCUUACAACACCCAUCCUUCUCAAUAUUUCAGCCUGUGGAGUGUCCUAUGUCGGAGACUGAAGGAUUGUGGAGCGCUCAAAGCCCCAGCAGUGCUCUGCCUGGAAACACACUGAACACCAGCACUGAACACACGGCCAAACCAGCUCGAUCACACACCAUCGAGGUGAUGAACAGGAGCCUGCUGAUGGACAGAGAUUCCACUUCCUGUGCGGCCAGCGGUGCUGCAGGUCCAGCUCAGGGCACCAUGUUCCACUUCCUGUCUAAGCUCCGACGCCACACCAGCCUGGAGGGAGCGGGUCCAUUCUUCAGUGUCAAGAAAUGGAGACAGGACACCAUCCAGAGAGCAGCGAGUCUCGACAUGAGAGCUUCUCCGCGGAGACGUGCGUUUCAGAGGCAGCGGGCGGCUAGCGAGACUCUGGAUCAGGGAGAAGAAACCUUACAUGCUGGAGUCAGCGACUUCUUGUGGCAAAAACCCACUGCGCAGCCACAGAAGGAGCCACCAAGACGCCUCUCGGCCGGUGCUUUGGAUGUCACCGGAGGAGCUCCUCCUGCCCUCAGCAGGUUAGAGGUAGAAGCUGUAAUGGAGCUCAGAGUCCACUCAGAUGCAGUGAAAGACAAGACUCCAACAUUGCCCCCAACCCAUGGACCUCUGGAUGUGGAGGAUGGUGAAGAGGAUGGACAGGAGAUGAUGGCAGAAGCGUCAGGAGGCGGUGCUGAAGAGUUCGGACCAGUGACUCGUCAGGAGAGUCUAGAGCAGCCCAGCCUGUACCGCGACAUCUGGAGCCUGAGAGCAUCACUGGAGCAGUACGCCUCCUCCGACCUGAGCAGCAACGACAGGGACUCCACUCGAAGCGAUGCCGACAGCGUUUGCUCAGCAGGACCACUGAGAGCGGGCGUCCCUGGCUAUCAGUCGCAAGACAUCGAUGAUGAUAUAGACGGGGACGGCGAGCUUCCAUAUGAUGAUGUGGUCAGGGAAGCUGGGCAGAGGAGAAAUGGACAGGACAGCGUAGACUCUGAGAGAGGCAGCGACGGAGAGACAAACAACCGGAAACUUCUGCAGAUGGACAGCGGAUACGCCUCAAUCGAGGCUCCUUGCAAGGCUCCAGAGGAAUUCAGAUUGCACGGGAGUAGCUCUGGAAAGACCGCAUCAGAACGUCGCCGCUUUUUCACCAAUUCUGGACGCAAAGGCACGGUUUGUGAGAGUUUUGAGGCACGGGUGUUUAAGGAAGAGCUGGAAGACGAGGCAUCUGAGAGCAGCGCAAGUUUGGAGGCAGACACUCCCGCUACAGUUCCCCACCAAGAACCCAUAACCAAACCCAGGCCACGCUUCCAACGCAGAGACUACAGCAUCGAUGAGAAGACUGAGGCGCUGUUUAAUGAAUUCCUACGCCAUGACCCCCAGUUUGACCAGCAGGGCUCGCCCUCCUUGCGUCACCGGCACCGCUCCCGAAUCCAUCUCAGGAAGCAGUGGCAGCGCAGUAAACAGUACAGCGACCCCGGUGCCACUCGAUUAUCCCCAUCUCUAGAGCGACAGCGCUGCUAUCCACUACGCCGAGGCGACAGCGCCAACUAUCCCUUAGACACACGCUACCACAGUACCUUGCCUCGCAUCGCUAGUGCCGCGGACGAGGAGGUCAGCGAGGGAGCAGCGAGUACAGAAUCGCCCGAGCCAGAAAAAAACGGUCCAGAGCUGGAGGGUGCUGAUCCGCUCUCAGAAACAGGCAAUUCUGGUCCAGACCUGGAGGAAAACGCAAACAACAGCAGCAACAACACAAGCCGACAUCUCUUUUCAUCGCAAACAAAGGACAACAGUGCCAGGCGUUGUGGAAGACAAGAGGACUUGGGAACAAAUGCUCAUCCCGCAGAUUCACAUAAACAUUCACAGAUGGACCGUGGUGGACCAAUGGCUACAUUUAGUUCUCAUUUGCAUUCACAUACAAACACACUCAUCCAGGAUCCCACUAAUCCGGAUCAGGACUCCAACUACAUGCGUCAUGCUCUCACUGACAUCAGUCCAUCAGACAAACUGGCGUCCACACUGGACGAUCGGCUCUACUCUGACCUGAGGACUCAAAGAGGGAGUAAAGAGCAUGUUGUGACCGUAAGCCGCACCUCACCAGAUCUAGAAGAAUAAAGGGCCGUUCACACUAAGA
Molecule: messenger RNA, 3049 nt
Organism: Carassius carassius (crucian carp)
Lineage: Eukaryota; Metazoa; Chordata; Actinopteri; Cypriniformes; Cyprinidae
Product: voltage-dependent calcium channel beta subunit-associated regulatory protein
Exons: 10
Coding region: 268-3030 (920 amino acids)
Biological process (GO): negative regulation of calcium ion-dependent exocytosis; negative regulation of voltage-gated calcium channel activity
Cellular component (GO): plasma membrane; secretory granule
Molecular function (GO): transmembrane transporter binding
Source: RefSeq, a predicted model, not a curated record